This is a messenger RNA of Dendroctonus ponderosae (mountain pine beetle), 1650 nucleotides long. RefSeq names its product transcription factor A, mitochondrial. NCBI's taxonomy places the organism in Eukaryota, Metazoa, Arthropoda, Insecta, Coleoptera, Curculionidae. The record is from RefSeq and is a predicted model, not a curated record. The transcript has 2 exons. Gene Ontology annotation, molecular function: transcription cis-regulatory region binding. The coding region runs from base 98 to 883 and encodes 261 amino acids.
GCAACAUCUCUACACUGACGGAUAUAACCUUACAAAAAACAAGCUUUUAUAUGAAUAAACUUCAGCAUUUCGUAAAAUUCGUUUUGAUCAGUUAAGAAUGAAUGCGUUUAUGUCCGGACAGAUUUUGCUUUCCAGAACUGCCGCAUUAAUUAAUGGCAAGAUUCCAGGAGUAUAUGCAAAUAGGGCCAACUUACUCAAAUUCAACAUUACGAUAGCAAGACCCACAAGCGAUAGCAAAUCCAUUCUAGAUGGCACUGAAAUACCCGAGAAACCCAAGAAGCCUCUGACCCCCUAUUUCAAGUUUUUACUUGAGAAAAGAACUGCUCUGCAUAAAGAAAAUCCAUCACUCAAGAGCAAGGAUUUAAUACAAUUAGUUGCUGAAAAGUGGAGAGCACUAAGUCCCGAAGAUAAAGAUAAAUUUGAAGCAGAAUCUAUGCAAGAUAAACAAAAGUAUCAGCUGGAAAUGCAAUUAUAUAAAGAGAAGUUAACAACUGAACAGGAAGAAGCACUUCAUCAGCUUCAAAUCGCCAAACGUAAAGAACGGACCCAACGUAGAGUGAAAAAAGAAUCUAAAGCCGAAGGAAAACCAAAGAGACCUUUGUCCUCAUAUGGGUUAUUUAUUCGUGAUCAUGGAUCUAGUGGUAAAUCUUUCAAGGAACUUCUAUCAGAAUUGAAAAGUAAAUGGGAAAAUCUAUCGGAAGUUCAGAAAGAAAAAUAUCAUAUAGAAUCGAAUAAAAACUGGGAAAAUUAUGAAACGGAGUUGCAAAAGUGGGAAAAUGAUCGAGUUGAGGAAGGCAAAUUACACCUUGUGAGGACCAAAACCAAAAAAAGUUUGCAGUUACUUAAGAAAAAAUCCAAGCCCAAUAAGACCAACACAGAAUAGGGAUACGAGUGUCUUCACUCUGAAAAAUACGCCUCGUCAAGUGAAGGCACUGUACCUCUAGGAACUGGAAAAAUAUCAACGGUAGACGAAGGUAGUGAGCACAUAUCUAGAUCACAGAUAGCUUUACCAGAACACCAAUUAGAAAAAGCUCACACUUCAAAAACUGUUGAUAAACCUAUUUCCAGUUCACAAAAUCGGAUAAUUGAGGCUGAAAGUACGGUAGAAAAAAACAAACCUGAAACAGAAAGGGACUCAAAUUCAAUGCUGAACAAGUUCCGAAAUAUUUUUAAGUUUUAAAUUCAGAUUGCAAGUUUGUUCAAAGUGAAGACCAGGUCUGAAAUGUGUGUAUUGCGUUUACUAUCUUAACUUACAUAUUUUUCUUGUAGCGUUUCAUAUUACGUUUCUAAGUAAGAAUGCGUCUCAUUUUCUUUUCUUUGGUUUAUUUUGUUAGCUUAUUUGAAGUAAGUUAUGUCUGAUCAAACGGGUGCAGUUUUUACCGAAACAAAUCGUUCAUUUUCUUUUUAAUAUUCUUUUGUCACUCAUUUCUGAAGACAUGAAUAUCACGUCUAUGUAAGAAAAAUACCGCUACGAUUUCUGUUUUUUUUUAGUUAACUUAAGUAUCGAGUAUAUUAAUAAUAGUAGAAAUGAAUUUGUGACUACUCCGACUGUUAUUAUAUUUUUGUUUUAAUAGAAUCCCCUACCCAAAAUAUGUUUGUCCUAUAUUAAAGUGUUUUGCUUUUCUAAAUAAAAAACAUAUUUUAUGUUUA